AUGGACCAAUACGCCAUAUAUCCCAGUCUUCGCGGCAAAGUCGUCUUGAUCACGGGUGCCGCAGAGGGCAUUGGCGCCGCCGCCGUGGAACUCUUCUGCAGACAGGGCUCGCAAGUCGUCUUCCUGGACAUUGCAGACGACUCGGCGCGCAAGCUGUUGGGCCAGCUGACCUCGGUCGGGGGCGUCACCACGCCGACCUUUAUGCACUGCGACGUCACGGACCUCGACUGGCUCCAGGAGUGCGCGCAGGCGGUGCUCGCGCGGUUUGGCCGCGUCGACGUGCUCGUCAACAAUGCUGGCUGGGCCGGGCCCGGCUCGCGCGUGCCCACGAGCCAGGUCACGCCGGCGUCGUUUGCGCUCGACGUCAACGUCAACCUGCGCCACCAGUUCUUCCUGACGCAGCACAUCGCGCCGGCCAUGCAGCGCCAGGGCGCCGGGAGCAUCAUCAACAUGGGCUCCAUCACCUGGCGCAUCCCCGCGACCGAGGUCCCCGUCUACACGACCUGCAAGGCCGCCGUCGUCGGCAUGACCAGGACGCACGCCCGCGAGUUUGGCCGACACGGCGUCCGCGUCAACAGCAUCAUGCCGGGCUCCAUUGCCACCCAGCGGCAGAUCGACACUGUGCUCACCGACGAGUACAAGGCCGAGAGCCUGGCUGCCCAGUGUCUGAAGCGCGUCCUGCUGCCCGUCGAGGUCGCCAGGCUGAUGUUGUUCCUGGCGUCGGAUGACUCGAGUGCCAUUACUGGCGGGAGCCAUGUGUGCGAUGGGGGGUGGGUUGGCGAUACUUAG
This is a messenger RNA of Metarhizium acridum CQMa 102, 789 nucleotides long. RefSeq lists its product as uncharacterized. NCBI's taxonomy places the organism in Eukaryota, Fungi, Ascomycota, Sordariomycetes, Hypocreales, Clavicipitaceae. The record is from RefSeq and is a predicted model, not a curated record. Gene Ontology annotation, molecular function: oxidoreductase activity.